Closterium sp. NIES-67 is the source of this 1267-nucleotide messenger RNA. Lineage: Eukaryota; Viridiplantae; Streptophyta; Zygnematophyceae; Desmidiales; Closteriaceae. The record is from the annotation of a GenBank genome assembly.
GGCCUUACUUGCCCUCUCCCACGUGGUGCGUGCAGGCGGCCAUCAGGGCAUAUCCGCCGGGCUUCAGGGGGCGCUUUGUGGUGUUUAUCAAGCCGGGCUUCUACCGCGAGAAGGUGGCCGUCAACUCCACGUGCAAGAACGUGACGCUCAUUGGGCUCAGCGCCGCCUCCACCAUCAUCUCGUGGAACGACAGCGUUGCUGCUGGCAUCGGCACCUUCAGCACCCCCACUGUUGCUGUGGACGCCAGUGGCUUUGCGGCCGUCGGCAUUCGCUUUGAGAACACGGCAGGGGCGGUGGGCCAACAGGCAGUGGCGUUCAGGCAGACGGGCGACAAUGCUGCCUUCUACGAGUGCGAGUUCAUUGGAUGGCAGGACACGCUGUACACGCACGGUGGGCGGCAGUACUAUCGCAACUGCUAUGUGAACGGGUCGGUGGACUUCGUGUUUGGCAACGGUGCGGCCGUGCUGGACAACUGCACCUUCCACAUCCGCCCGCACAGCAAUGCGCCGCUCACAGCUUCAGGGCGCACCAACUACACGGAGAACACGGGCAUCGUCAUCCUCAACUCCAACAUCCAGGGCGACUUCUUCAACAAGUCGUACCUGGGUCGGCCCUGGAAGCCUUAUGCGCGCGUGGCUGUCAUCAACACCGCAAUCACCUCCAAAGCAACCUGUCCUCGGGCUCCCUGCCUCUCUUUUACCCUUGCCCCUGUCCUCUCCGGCUACCUCUCCUCUCCCCUCUCCCUUCUCUCUCCCCUCUCCUCUUCUCUCCCCUCUCCUCUUCUCUCCCCUCUCCUCUUCGUUCCUCUCCUUUCCCUCUCAUUUCGCAUCUCCUCCUCCGUCCUCUCUCUCAACAUCUCCAGCAACCAGCUCUCUGGCGCGCUCCCCUCCUCCCUCUUGCGCUUCACCGUACUGCACUCAUUGGUAGCGGUGCGCAACCGCAUGAGCGGCAGCAUCCCUGCAGGCGUGGCAUCUGUGAAGGCCCUGCAAGCCCUGGACCUGUCAUGGAACGGGCUGUCAACAGCCAUCCCUGCGCUGCUGUGGGCGGCAGCGCCCUCCCUGCACGUGCAGCUGGCUGGCUUCGCCCUCUCUGGCCCAGCCCUCUCCGACCUGCCCCUCUCCUGCUUCCGCCCCGGCAAUUCCAAGCUCUCUGUAGGAGGAGAACUUAACUCAAUCUCAAAAGGUUCAAUCAAAGUUCAAGAAUCUCACAAGGAAUUAGAAGGAGCAAGAGAAAGGUUGGGAUAGGAAGAGAGGGAUGAGAGGGAAGG